Messenger RNA from Aaosphaeria arxii CBS 175.79, 1554 nucleotides. Its product is annotated as glycoside hydrolase family 28 protein. The transcript has a single exon. The record is from RefSeq and is a predicted model, not a curated record. Bases 225 to 1346 code for a protein of 373 amino acids. Gene Ontology annotation, biological process: pectin catabolic process. Gene Ontology annotation, cellular component: extracellular region. Gene Ontology annotation, molecular function: polygalacturonase activity. Lineage: Eukaryota; Fungi; Ascomycota; Dothideomycetes; Pleosporales.
GCUUUUGACUUCCCACUACAAUGGCUACAAUGGUCCAGGCCACCCCAUGAUGGCGAUAUUGCACCGCAUCCGUUUGAUCCGAUCCCUUAUGUAGAGAAUCUCUAUAAGUUCGCAGACUCUCCAGUCCAAACUUUCCAUCUCAUCACUCAUUCACUCACUCUUUUCAUUCAUUCAUCCCUUCUUUUCAAAGACUUACAUUCGUUUCCAAAACCCCAAUCUUCAAAAUGGUUGCUCUCUCUCUUACCACUGUACUUGUCAGCGCUGGCGCGCUCGUUUCUGCCCUCCCAUCGGACGUUACGAGGCAACUACAGGCCCGCGCCGGCACCAGCUGCAAGUUCACUGAUGCCGCUGCUGCGAUUAAGGGCAAGGCCUCUUGCUCUACCAUCACCCUCAGCAACAUCGCUGUCCCCGCUGGAACCACUCUCGACUUGACCAAGCUCAAGGACGGAACCACUGUCGUCUUCGAGGGCAAAACCACCUUCGGAUACAAGGAGUGGGAGGGUCCUCUCAUCUCUGUUUCCGGAACCAAGAUCACCGUCAAGGGUGCCUCUGGCCACACCAUCGACGGCAACGGUCCCAAGUGGUGGGACGGAAAGGGUGGAAACGGCGGCAAGACGAAGCCCAAGUUCUUCGCUGCUCACUCCCUCAAGCAGUCCACCAUCUCCUACCUGAACGUCCUCAACACCCCUGUUCAGGGCUUCUCCAUCAGCUCCGCCACGGAUCUCACCCUCGAUCACAUCACGAUCGACAACUCGGCCGGCGAUGUGACCAACGGCGGACACAACACUGAUGCCUUUGACGUCGGCAACUCCGACGGCGUUACCAUCUCCAACGCCAACGUCAAGAACCAGGACGACUGCCUUGCCGUCAACUCUGGCACCAACAUCCACUUCGUCGGCGGCACCUGCUCCGGCGGUCACGGUCUCUCCAUCGGCAGCGUUGGCGGCCGCUCCAACAACGUCGUCUCUGGCGUCAUCAUCGAGAACUCCAAGAUCCUCAACUCUGAUAACGGUGUCCGCAUCAAGACCGUCUCCGGCGCCACCGGCUCUGUCAAGAACGUCACCUACAAGGACAUCACCCUCUCCAACAUCGGCAAGUACGGCAUUGUCAUCCAGCAGGACUACGAGAACGGCUCGCCCACCGGCAAGCCCACCACCGGCGUCCCCAUCACUGACCUCACCCUCUCCGGCGUCACCGGCUCCGUCACCUCCAAGGCCACUCCCGUCUACCUCCUCUGCGGAAAGGGAAGCUGCUCCAACUGGAAGUGGACCGGCGUCAAGGUCACCGGCGGCGUCAAGAGCACCAAGUGCCAGAACAUCCCCAGCGGAAGCGGUGCUUCUUGCUAGACAUUCUAGUCUGCCAAAUAUGCGAGUAAUUGGGUUCAAGGAGGAUUACAGAGGAUCUUUACUGAAUCGGUGCGGGAAUGAGUGGGAGUUCACUUCUUGUUUAUAUAUGAUUUUUAACCUGCUACAUACAAAGACUUUCUAAUCAGAGUCGAAAUAUAUACAUACACGCACAUGAGUACCGUGUAAUAUCAAUGCCUACUAGGUCUCA